AUGAAAUAUUGCCCAUCAUGGAAUCUUCAAUCUCGAACUGUAGCGGAUACGCUACCUGAGCUCUUGAUAACUUCAACGUGGCACUUUUUCAUCUUUUGUUUUUCAUUACAACUCUUCCUUGAUACCCCCUUACACGAAAUCUCACAAUCAUGGCGCAAGACCCUCGAGCUCUCCUCCAAAAGGUUCCGCAGCAACCCCUCCCCCGCCUUGAUCCUCGUCUUGGCCGUUGGAAACGAUCUUUUGCUGACGCAUCGCAAUGUUCAGGCUCAGAAGCAGCUCCAAAGCGCCGGUGGCGGCUUCAGCUUCUUUGGAGGGCGAGAGGAUAAGUACCAAGAGGCUGCCGAUCUCUUUACCCAGGCCGCCAAUGCCUUCAAGAUGCAACAACAGAACCUCGAGGCCGGAAAGGCUUUCGAACAAGCCGCGCAAGUCCAAACCGAUAAGCUCAAGGAGCCCGAUGAUGCCGCCAACACCCUCGUCGAUGCAUUUAAGGCCUACCGCAAAGACGACCCCCAGGCUGCCGCGAGGUGCUUGAACGUUGCUGUCGACCGAUACUGCGCCAAGGGCAACUUCCGUCGCGCAGCCUCUCACAAGGAGAACCUUGGUGAGCUGUACGAGGUGGAUCUUGGUGAUGCGAAGAGCGCGAUCGAAAGCUACGAACUCGCUGCCACUUGGUACGAGGGUGAUAACGCAGCUGCUCUUGCCAACAAGCUAUGGCUCAAGGUUGCCGAUGUGGCCGCCCUCGAGGGCGACUACUACAAGGCCAUCGAGAAAUACGAAAAGGUGGCUGAGCAGUCAAUCAACAACAACCUCAUGAAGUACAGCGUCAAGGACUACCUGCUCAAGGCAGGUAUCUGCCACCUUGCCAGCGGCGAUCUUGUCGCUGCUCAGCGCGCCCUCGAGAAGUACCGCGAUAUGGACCCCUCAUUCGGCGCUCAGCGAGAGCACCAGCUCCUAUGCGACUUGUGCGAGGCUAUCGAGGCCAAGAGUCAGGAGCAGUUCACCGACCGUCUGUACCAAUUCGACCAGAUCAGCAAGUUGGAUAAGUGGAAGACAACGGUCUUGGUCCGUGUGAAGAACCAGAUUGAGGAGGCCGAUGACGAGUUUGCGUAA
This is a messenger RNA of Fusarium pseudograminearum CS3096, 1110 nucleotides long. RefSeq lists its product as uncharacterized. The transcript has 4 exons. Gene Ontology annotation, biological process: SNARE complex disassembly; intracellular protein transport. Gene Ontology annotation, cellular component: vacuolar membrane; SNARE complex. The coding region runs from base 1 to 1110 and encodes 369 amino acids. Lineage: Eukaryota; Fungi; Ascomycota; Sordariomycetes; Hypocreales; Nectriaceae. Gene Ontology annotation, molecular function: syntaxin binding; soluble NSF attachment protein activity. The record is from RefSeq and is a predicted model, not a curated record.